UAAGACUGGGUGCUGCUCUUUGGUCCGUAAGUCCAAAAUGACAAAGAAAAGAAGGAACAACGGUCGUGCCAAAAAGGGCCGCGGCCAUGUGCAGCCUAUUCGCUGCACUAACUGUGCCCGAUGCGUGCCCAAGGACAAGGCCAUUAAGAAAUUCGUCAUUCGAAACAUAGUGGAGGCCGCAGCGGUCAGGGACAUUUCUGAAGCGAGCGUCUUUGAUGCCUAUGUGCUUCCCAAGCUGUAUGUGAAGCUACAUUACUGUGUGAGUUGUGCAAUUCACAGCAAAGUAGUCAGGAAUCGAUCUCGUGAAGCCCGCAAGGACCGAACACCCCCUCCCCGAUUUAGACCUGCGGGUGCUGCCCCACGUCCCCCACCAAAGCCCAUGUAAGGAGCUGAGUCCUUAAGACUGAGACAGACUAUUCUCUGGAGAAAAAUAAAAUGGAAAUUGUACUUAAAAAAAAAAAAAAAAAAAA
Molecule: messenger RNA, 470 nt
Organism: Rhinopithecus roxellana (golden snub-nosed monkey)
Lineage: Eukaryota; Metazoa; Chordata; Mammalia; Primates; Cercopithecidae
Product: 40S ribosomal protein S26
Exons: 1
Coding region: 38-385 (115 amino acids)
Biological process (GO): translation
Cellular component (GO): ribosome; cytosolic small ribosomal subunit
Molecular function (GO): mRNA binding; structural constituent of ribosome
Source: RefSeq, a predicted model, not a curated record